Durio zibethinus is the source of this 473-nucleotide messenger RNA. Lineage: Eukaryota; Viridiplantae; Streptophyta; Magnoliopsida; Malvales; Malvaceae. The record is from RefSeq and is a predicted model, not a curated record.
UCACCUGAUUGAAAUUCUAAAGCCCAGGGAUCACCAUAUUUGUUUAUCCUUGGUUCUUUGUUUGCUUCUCCAAACCCCUAUCCGAGAUGGUGCGGCUCGGAUCAUUGAUUCACAUUUUCCUUCUUUUUCUUGGGUUUUCUUUUAAUUGCUUGAAAUUUUUUUUCUCUCUUUUUUACAUUUGCUAUUCCUUUUGUUUGGAUAAGAUGUAUCUCCAGUUCUAUAUAAAUGAGAAUGGUGACAAAGUUUACACCACUAAGAUUGAGAUUGUGGGAAGGACGACCUUUUAUGUAAUGAAACUAAAACCUUUUAUAAACUUGAAACUUAAAAGUUGGUAUCCAACCGUGUCAUCCAUGGCACUCAACUACAACAGUGAUAACGUCGGCUUGGAAACAUCUCGUUUCUCCCCCGAUGACAAAUAUUCGAGGCAAAGAGUUCUUUUGAAGAAACGUUUCGGUUUGUUGCCAACCCAGUAA